CGCCCCUCGGGGCUCCCGGAACUCGCUGCGCUCGUCUUUUGGGAGGCGCGGUUGCCUGAGCUUGCAGCCGGGAGGCCCUGGGUGCUGUCUCUCUGUACUUCCAUCCUCAACAGCUUUGGCGGCGGAGUCUCUGCUGGUGACCGGACUCCCAGACCCUGCUAAACAUUUAUCGUUUGGAAAUUUAAAGUAUGUCAUCAUGGCAAAGUUUCGAAGAAGGACUUGCAUCAUUUUGUCACUUUUUAUUCUAUUUAUUUUCUCUCUGAUGAUGGGUUUAAAAAUGCUGAGACCAAAUAAAGCUGCUUUUGGAGAUCCUUUUGGACUUGACCUUCUUCCAGAAGUUCGUCAGCGAACUCCUCACUUGGUGAAAACUGUUGAUUCCCAAAAGAGUGACAAAAUCAACAGUGAAACAAAUAUCAAGAAUUUAAAAAGUGUUGAAAUUUCUGUGAAACCUUCCAAAGCCUCUGAACCUUACCUGGAAGAACUGCCACCUUUGAAUUAUUAUUUACAUAUAUUUUAUUACAGUUGGUAUGGGAAUCCACAAUUUGAUGGUAAAUAUAUACAUUGGAACCAUCCAAUUCUGAAGCAUUGGAACCCUAGAAUAACCAAGGAUUAUCCACAAGGGAAGCACAACCCCCCAGAUGACAUUGGCUCCAGUUUUUACCCUGAGUUGGGAAGUUAUAGCUCUCGGGAUCCUUCUGUCAUUGAAACUCACAUGAAACAAAUGUACUCAGCUUCAAUUGGUGUGCUAGCCCUUUCUUGGUACCCACCUGAUUCAAGUGAUGAGAAUGGAGCACCUACUGAUGACUUGGUUCCAGCUAUUUUGGACAAAGCUCAUAAAUAUAAUCUGAAGGUCACUUUUCACAUCGAACCAUAUAAAAAUCGAGAUGAUCAAAACAUGUACAAAAAUGUGAAAUAUAUUAUAGACAAAUAUGGAAAUCAUCCAGCCUUUUACAGGUACAAGACUCAGACCGGCAAUGCUCUUCCUAUGUUUUAUGUCUAUGAUUCCUAUAUUACAAAGCCUGAACAAUGGGCCAAUCUGUUAACUAUCUCAGGGUCUCGGAGCAUUCGCAAUUCUCCUUACGAUGGAUUGUUUAUUGCACUUCUAGUAGAAGAUAAACAUAAAUAUGAUAUCCUUCAAAGUGGCUUUGAUGGAAUUUACACAUAUUUUGCCACAAAUGGCUUUACUUAUGGCUCAUCGUAUGAGAACUGGGCUAAGCUAAAAUUAUUUUGUGAUCACUUCAAACUAAUAUUUAUCCCAAGUGUGGGACCAGGAUACAUAGACACCAGCAUCCGCCCAUGGAACACUCAGAACACUCGGAACCGUGUCAAUGGGAAGUACUAUGAAACCGCUAUGAGUGCUGCACUCCAAGCCCACCCCAGUGUAAUUUCUAUCACCUCCUUUAAUGAGUGGCAUGAAGGAACUCAAAUUGAAAAAGCUGUUCCCAAAAGGACCAGUAAUACAGUGUACCUGGAUUACCGGCCUCAUAAACCAAGUCUUUAUCUAGAGCUAACUCGCAAGUGGUCUGAAAAAUACAGUAAGGAAAGAGCAACUUACGCAUUAGAUCACCAGCUGCCUAUUUCUUAAUGCAUUGAUUAAAGUUUAAUUACAGAAAUCACCUAAUUUCAACAAAUGCCUUUUGUUUUUAGUUAUGGAAAGAAAAUGUCAAAAUCAGUAUGCAUUGUUACUAUUAUCUUUAAUAAAAAUAAUUUGUACUUUUUUAAAGGUAGUAAUGUUCUCAUUGCCACCCUUCACAAUGCUGCACUGAGAAAAUACUUGAGAGAAAAUUGUUCAAAAAACAUUCCCUGUGUCAUCAUUUGCUAAAUUUCUGACUGAAAUUGAAAUCCUGCUUUCAUGGCAAUUUAAUUUUUUAUUUCACAAUAGAUAAAUACUUGUUACAUAAAGUAGUUAGAACACAGUUAAGUUCUACUUGUACUUUGGGCCCAAAGAAAUAUUUGGUAUGUGUAUUUGGUAUGUCUGUUGAAGAAAAAAGACCUAAAAGAUAGUGUACAGGUUUUAUCUAAGUUUUCUUCAAUGAGUCAAUCAAUGUUAUUGUAUCGGUGUUUAGAUUCUGGAUAACUCGCUAAUAAUAAUUCUUAA
Messenger RNA from Rhinolophus ferrumequinum (greater horseshoe bat), 2098 nucleotides. It is a transcript of the gene MANEA, whose product is annotated as mannosidase endo-alpha. The record is from RefSeq and is a predicted model, not a curated record. Lineage: Eukaryota; Metazoa; Chordata; Mammalia; Chiroptera; Rhinolophidae. The transcript has 5 exons. Bases 197 to 1585 code for a protein of 462 amino acids. Gene Ontology annotation, molecular function: alpha-mannosidase activity. Gene Ontology annotation, cellular component: Golgi apparatus.